Molecule: messenger RNA, 1710 nt
Organism: Diatraea saccharalis (sugarcane borer)
Lineage: Eukaryota; Metazoa; Arthropoda; Insecta; Lepidoptera; Crambidae
Source: the annotation of a GenBank genome assembly
UUGUCCUCAUUGGAAAUCAGAAUUAAUAUUACUACAUUUCAACCAACAUAAAUAAAUAAAGGAACAAAAUAAUUAAUAGUCUCUAUCUACCUUUGUCAUUGUAAAGCUUUCCCCCUCUUUUCCGUUCCAUUUCCGGACCCUAAUGAUACCUAUUGAUCGCAUUAUGCCUCGAUAGGAAACACGGUUACAUCACAAUAUUUCUACAGACAAUGAAUUUUUGACGAUGCAUAACUAAACUCGAGAAAUAGCGUCACACAAACUAUUCGAUAUUAAUCGUUCAAUUAAUAUACAAAGUAACUAAUAUGAGAUAAUAAAAUAUAUAACUUACGUUCGACAUAAUUAAAAUAAAACGAAUUGUAAAUUAUAAGUGUAUAUUAACAUAAGAUUACUAAUUUCGUAUAUUUAUCUGUGGGUGUCUCACGAGAGCAAAGGUCUCGCUCCGGGCUAUCAAUUCGUUAUCUGGGACAGAGAGAUUUUAUUUACACUCAGAAAAUUAUUUUCCAGAAGCAACGGUAGAAGAAUGACGCCGCCUAACGGAGAGAGUUCGGACGCUCCGGACAUUGUGGUGUUGGACGGUGGUUUCUCAACACAAUUAUCGUGUCACGUGGGUCAUGUCAUUGACGGCGAUCCACUGUGGAGUGCACGUUUCUUGCACACACAUCCUGAGGAGGUGGUCAAUACACAUUUGGACUUCCUAAGAGCUGGCGCGGACCUGGUAAUAACGAAUACGUACCAGGCGUCAUUGGAGGGCUUUAAGGAGCACCUUGGGCUGAACGAGAAGGAUAGCUAUGAACUAAUCAAGCGUGCUGUGCAACUUGCGAAGCGCGCGCGCACUCUUUACUUAGAAGAAUAUCAAGACUACGUCCAAAAUGACAACUCACCUCUAGUUGUUGGGUCUGUAGGACCUUAUGGGGCUCAUUUACACGACGGCUCUGAGUAUGAUGGCAGCUACGCAGACACUACAAGCACUCAGACAAUGCGAGAGUGGCACUUGCCUCGGAUUCAAGCUUUGGUGGAAGCCGGCGUGGAUCUACUGGCUCUGGAAACUAUCCCUUGUCAGGAAGAGGCCGAGAUGCUCUGCGAUCUGCUUAAGGAGUUUCCCGGCAUGAAAGCUUGGCUGUCUUUUAGUUGCAAGGAUAAUCAGAGUAUAGCGCACGGCGAGAGCUUCCAGAAAGUUGCGAAAAAAUGCUGGGAAACGAAUCCCGAUCAGCUGGUCGCUGUGGGAGUCAACUGCUGUGCACCCUCCUUCGUGUCGAAUCUAGUGAAAGGAUUCAAUGACGAUCGGCCACAUUCCCCUAUUCCACUUAUCGUCUACCCCAAUUCAGGAGAAAAAUACAACCCUCAAAUAGGGUGGAUUGAUCGCGACAAGUGUGAGCCAGUCGAAGUAUUCAUCCAAGAAUGGUUGGACCUAGGCGUGCGUUAUGUGGGCGGAUGUUGCCGCACUUACGCUGCGGACGUUUCGCGUAUAGUCAAUCAAGUGCAUUGUUGGCGAGAUCGCUACCGUUUCAUAGCUAAAAACGCAACAAGUUAACUAGCUCUAUAGAUUCACUAGUUAACAAACUGUUUAUCAAGUUAGGCGGGCGGUAUAGGUACCUAAACUGAGAACAGUGCGCGAAUGAUCCCAUAAUAAAAUAUAUGUAUGUAUUUGAACAUACCUCGCCGCUAAAUAAAUAUCCGUCUGAUGCUACAUAUACUUGACAGACCAAUUUC